CACGGUCUCGCUCAGUCUCCGCAUCGCGUGCCUCCUAGAAGCCACCUCCCGGCCGCGCCGACCCGGGCGCCUCGGGCCUGCAGCCACCACCGGGGAGCGAGGGGACGUCGCCCCGCGCAGCGCCGCCCGCCGCCCGCCGCCCGCCACCAUGGGGCUCCUGCCCAAGCUCAGCGCGCGCCAGAGCAGCAGCGCCUCUGCGGGCCGAGCCGGCCGCUGUUCCCGCGCGGUCUUCGGCAACAUUAAGGUAUUUGUGCUCUGCCAUGGCCUCCUGCAACUCUCCCAGCUCCUGUACAGCGCCUACUUCAAGAGCAGCCUCACCACCAUUGAGAAGCGCUUUGGGCUCUCCAGUUCUUCCUCAGGCCUCAUUUCCAGCUUGAACGAGAUCAGCAAUGCCAUCCUCAUCAUCUUUGUUAGCUACUUUGGCAGCCGGGUGCACCGACCAAGGCUCAUCGGCAUCGGGGGGCUCCUACUGGCUGCAGGCGCCUUCGUCCUCACCCUGCCGCACUUCCUCUCAGAGCCCUACCAGUACACCUCUGCCAGCAAUGGGAACCUCAGCCGCGUCCAGGCAGAACUUUGCCAGAGGCGUGGGCAUAACCUAUCCCCUGGUAAGUGCCCAAACACUGUGCAAGACGUGCAGAAGGAGACCAGCAGCAUGUGGGGCCUGAUGGUGAUCGCCCAGCUUCUGGCUGGCAUCGGUACCGUGCCCAUUCAGCCAUUUGGGAUCUCCUACGUGGACGACUUUGCAGAGCCCAACAACUCGCCCCUGUACAUCUCCAUCCUAUUUGCGAUUGCUGUGUUUGGACCAGCUUUUGGGUACCUGCUGGGCUCUGUCAUGCUGCAGAUCUUUGUGGACUAUGGCAGGAUUGACACAGCUAAAGUUAACUUGAGUCCAAGUGACCCUCGGUGGAUUGGAGCCUGGUGGCUGGGCCUGCUCAUUUCUUCAGCCUGUUUGGUUCUCACCUCUUUCCCCUUUUUCUUCUUUCCUCAAACGAUGCCCAGAGGAACAGAUGGUUCUCCUGCCACAGAGGACGGAGCAAGAAAGAUGGAGGAGCUCAGGUCAAGAGGUUCCCUGUUGGAUUUCAUUAAAAGGUUCCCCCGCAUCUUCCUGAGGCUGCUUUUGAACCCGCUCUUCAUGCUGGUGGUCCUGGCCCAGUGCACCUUCUCCUCUGUCAUCGCCGGCCUCUCCACAUUCCUCAACAAGUUCCUAGAGAAGCAGUAUGGCACCUCUGCAGCCUAUGCCAACUUUCUCAUUGGUGCUGUAAACCUCCCAGCUGCAGCCCUAGGGAUGCUGUUUGGAGGAAUCCUUAUGAAGCGUUUUGUUUUCCCUCUGCAAACCAUGCCCCGAGUGGCUGCCACCAUCAUCACCAUCUCUAUGAUCCUCUGUGUUCCUCUGUUCUUCAUGGGCUGCUCCACUCCUGUUGUGGCUGAGGUCUACCCUCGCAGCACAUCAAGUUCUAUACGUCCACAGCCUCCUGCCUGCCGCAGGGACUGCUCCUGCCCGGAUUCCAUCUUCCACCCUGUCUGCGGAGACAAUGGAGUCGAGUACCUUUCUCCUUGUCACGCUGGCUGCAGUGGCAUCAACAUGAGCUCUACUGGCUCCAAGCAACUGAUAUAUUUGAACUGCAGCUGUGUGCCCGGCAGAUCUGCUUCAGCGAAGACAGGAUCGUGCCCCAUCCCCUGUGCCCACUUCCUGCUCCCGACCAUCUUCCUCAUCUCCUUCGCAGCCCUGAUAGCCUGCAUCUCCCACAACCCCCUCUACAUGAUGGUUCUGCGUGUUGUCAACCAGGAGGAAAAGUCAUUUGCCAUUGGGGUCCAGUUCUUGAUCAUGCGCUUGCUGGCCUGGCUGCCAUCUCCAGCCCUCUAUGGCCUCGCUAUCGACUACUCCUGCAUCUGGUGGAGCUCGAAGUGCUCAGGGAGGCGAGGAGCUUGUCUCUAUUAUGACAAUGAUGCUCUCCGGGACAGGUACCUGGGCCUGCAGAUGGCCUACAAGGCACUGGGCAUACUGCUGCUUUUCUUCAUCAGCUGGAAAGUGAAGAAGAACAGAGAGUACAAUGUGCAGGAGAAGGCAAUAGACCUCAUCUGACCCUCUCCUUACUCCUCCUCCACACCUGCCCGUAUCCACUCAUGUUAACACGUUGCUUCCUUUUAUUUUUAAAAUAAGAAAGAAAAAUGGAUGUGCAUUCCUUGCCAGGCAGCCAGGCUUUCCUAUCUGCCCAUACCCUGCAGAGAACAGAGUAAGAGGAGGAAGACAGUGGCUGAGCCACUAAUACCUAGAGCUGGGCUCCGGGAGGAAGAAGCCAGUCAUAGCUCUUGUUGCGUCUCAGCUCACACAGCGUGGAAUCCAGGUGGGGCAGGCUCCGCUUGGUCCUGAGAUGCUCCUUUCCUGCCCCCUAGAACCCACUUGGAAGCUUCAGAGUCAGAAGUACAGCUCCUUUUCUGUUACCCAGACUCUGGCACCACAGCAACAACUGAAAAACCCUGCUAACCCUGUGAACCCAAAACCUUUCUGUCCUUAGACCUGCAUGUAUUUAUCUUCCUUUUCCUGGGGCUACACGUCACGUUGAGAAAGCCACAUAUAGUGAAGACCCAGGAGGAGCUGUGAAAUGUCCCAGAGCCCUGUGACUCACCUUGAUGGUGGGAAUGAGACCCCCCUUCAUCUCAGAGCCACGGGAAAACCCUCUCUACAUUUCCCUGUGACCAGAGAAGGUGGCUUCACAUGGACUUCAGCCUGCAUGCAGAGGACUGAAGAGAGGCGGUCUGAGAUGCCAGCAGAACGCACAAUGAAGCAGACAGAUGUCAGCUGUGACCACCUGGAUGCAAGCUGCAGCACACUGCACAGAGGCCAACAAGGCUGACUUUCCUAGGUUCAGGCAGACUAUGGUAAUCAACAAUUUCUUGGCGUCUUUUCAUUGCCUCCAAAGAGGUGGAUGCUCUUGGUGAGCCAGUGCUAGGAGACACUGCUGCUAUGGGAUAAAGAUUCAGAGAUAGAUCCCAACAAAGGACACUAUUCACCAGCAAUUAUUCUGCUUAUUGGAGACCCCCUUUGAGCUCAGCCAUGCCAGUAUGUGGUUCUCCAGAGAGCUACCCUCAUAUCUUAUCUCACCUCUCCACUGACAUGAGGGCCUCCCAGACUGUGUGUGAUGGCCAGUAUGGACAGUGAGGGGUGGUGACAAUACAUACUUGUCAAGCACAAGCAUCCAAAGCCUGGCAAAAAGGACCCUGACCUGAGCAUGUAUGGCCCCAUGUAUGGACUCCUCUGUGAAGCAGACACCUGGCUCACUGUGUCCACUGGGGCAUCUGGACUUGGUCACUGAAGUGCGUGCUCUUUGAGUGCCACCCUUCUUGAAAGCCCUCCUCCCCAAGCACAAUGGAAACCACCUCAUGAGGGAACAAGCCCAAAAGUUAUGUCUGUGGCCAAACUGCUGUGCGACUCUACAUCUGUGGAAGCCCCUCUCCAGUCUUCCUCUCGAAGCCACCAGCCGGUUUCCUCACAGUUCAGCUGGGAAGGUGCUCCGUGCAACCUCAGGGGCCAUUCUCAGCAUUUGCAAUGGACCUGUAUGGAAAACAAUUCCCUGUAACUAACCCUGGUCUUUCUUACUUCAAUUUAACAAAUCCUGAAGACACUGAAUUCCACUGAGCUCAUGAACACUGAAUGCCAACCUUCAGGUUCUGGAAGCUUGGUUUCCCUCUCAAAAUUUUAUUCUAUUAUAUUGCUACUAAUAUAUUAUAAUUUUGCUACUGA
Messenger RNA from Cavia porcellus (domestic guinea pig), 3742 nucleotides. RefSeq names its product solute carrier organic anion transporter family member 2A1 (gene Slco2a1). The coding region runs from base 149 to 2083 and encodes 644 amino acids. Gene Ontology annotation, molecular function: protein binding; prostaglandin transmembrane transporter activity. Gene Ontology annotation, biological process: sodium-independent organic anion transport; transmembrane transport; prostaglandin transport. The record is from RefSeq and is a predicted model, not a curated record. Gene Ontology annotation, cellular component: plasma membrane. Lineage: Eukaryota; Metazoa; Chordata; Mammalia; Rodentia; Caviidae. The transcript is spliced from 14 exons.